AUGUGGAGCCCAAGCGACGUUGCCCUCGAUAUUGGAAAGGCGGAAAGACAGGCCUCCCGCCAAUUACAUCGUGGAGAUAACUCUCGCCCACAUUCUUCAGACAUAUCCUCCUCUUCGGAUGGCAGUUCAAUAUUGAGUCGGCAGGGCACACAACGAGAGACGGACAGUCAGCCGACUGAGGUUGAACGGGAAAGGACACGCUUGUCUGACCACAGCAACACUCUUGGACGUGCUCUUGUAGGGUUCACUUCAAGGGGCGAGCUCCCCCCCUUUGGGGGCGGAAGGGAAUAUCCUCCUCCACUGCCUCAUCGGGAUCGGUAUCUGGUGGAUUUUGCUGGUCAUGAUGAUCCUGUGCAUGGCCAAAAUUGGCCCUUAAAAAAGAAGUUGAUAACUGCUACUGUUCUAGGAUAUACUACGCUGGUGUCGGCGUGGGGGAGUAGUGUAUUUUCUUCUGCUACAGCAGAGGUUGCGGUAUUUUUCGGAAUAAGUGGCGAAGUAGCCAUCUUGGGGCUCUCAUUUUAUGUGCUUGGAUUCGCAAGUGGGCCUCUGAUAUGGGCACCCUACUCCGAGCUCAAGGGCCGGCGGCCCCCCCUGUUACUCGGGAUUUUUGGAUUUUCGAUUUUUCAAAUUGCCGUCGCUGUAGCCAAGGAUGCCCAGACAGUUCUGAUAUGUCGAUUUUGGGGUGGAUUUUUUGCCUCCUCUCCAUUGGCGGUUGUCGGGGCUGUGUUCGCGGACAUCUUCAGUCAGGAGACUAGGGGAACCGCAAUCGCUGUUUUUUCUAUGGCGGUAUUCUCAGGACCGCUUUACGCUCCUAUCGCGGGUGGGUUCAUCGCAGAGAGUUACUUGGGCUGGAGAUGGACGGAAUACAUCACAGCAAUCAUGGGUUUCUUCGCACUCUUCUUGUGCUUGUUCUUUUUGGAGGAGACAUACCCGCCAGUGAUCCUAGUAGCGAAAGCCACCGAACUUCGCCGCCUGACAAAGAAUUGGGGAAUCCACGCGAGGCAGGAAGAGAUCGAAAUCAAUUUCAAGGAAUUGGUUGAAAAGAACUUUGCGCGUCCGCUCAAACUUCUCUUUACUGAGCCCAUCAUAUUCCUGCUCAGCUUGUACACUGCUUUUGUCUACGGUAUCCUUUACAUCUUUUUGACAGCCUACCCAAUCGUUUUCGGCGAGAUCCGUGGUUACGGACUUGGGGUGUCCGCACUACCGUAUCUUGGAAUGGUCGUCGGGAUGUUCUUGGGGGGACUUUUAGUAAUAUCUUUCCAGCCGUGGACAAACAAGCGGAUGAGGGCGAAUAACAAUGUACCAAUUCCCGAAGAUCGCUUGGUCCCAGCCAUAAUCGGGAGCUUUCUCUUCCCCAUCGGAAUUUUCUGGCUUUCCUGGACAGGAAACUACCCCGGUAUCCACUGGGCGGUUCCCACCCUCGCCGGUAUCCCACUGGGCAUUGGCCUGAUAACAAUCUUCCUGCAAUCCAUAAACUACCUUAUCGAUGCAUACCUGAUGUUCGCUGCUUCCGCGAUCGCCGCAAAUACGUUCCUCCGCUCCUCGUUCGCCGCCGGGUUCCCUCUUUUUGGUCGCCAAAUGUUCCACAACCUCGGAGUCAACUGGGCUGGCUCGCUGCUAGGAUUUAUAGCCGUCGUUAUGAUACCUAUUCCUAUCGGAUUCUUCCUUUUUGGAGCGAGGAUCAGGAAGAGGUCGAAGUGGGCACCGACCGAACUUUGAGUGAGUGCGGGCGGGUGUCAGUAGCAUGAGACCUAGGUUACCUACCUGGUGAGGUGGUUGAAUCGGGUGAUUGGUUCUUCCUCUCGAAUGCGGGGUCCAUCGAUCACUUCUGGAGGCGGUGUAAUGGGUUAAUUGCACAUUUUUGGAAAGGUUUAUUCAUAUGGCGUGGCUCCGAGGGAUAGAGAAUUUAGAUGUCGGUAUAUGCAAUUGUAAUUUUCAUUUAGAGUGCUGGAUUUUCCUCACCAAUAUGUCUCUUGUAAGUUAUUCUUGUUUAAAUUGCGAUCCAAAUUCAUCGCGGGUUGAGAAAUCAAGUUCGGGGGGAUAAGCAUAACUUAUCACUCGAAAAUACUU
Tuber melanosporum (Perigord truffle) is the source of this 2070-nucleotide messenger RNA. RefSeq lists its product as uncharacterized. Bases 1 to 1719 code for a protein of 572 amino acids. The transcript has 7 exons. Gene Ontology annotation, molecular function: transmembrane transporter activity. Lineage: Eukaryota; Fungi; Ascomycota; Pezizomycetes; Pezizales; Tuberaceae. The record is from RefSeq and is a predicted model, not a curated record. Gene Ontology annotation, biological process: transmembrane transport.